Ictalurus furcatus (blue catfish) is the source of this 5290-nucleotide messenger RNA. RefSeq names its product multifunctional ROCO family signaling regulator 1 (gene mfhas1). The record is from RefSeq and is a predicted model, not a curated record. Gene Ontology annotation, molecular function: protein binding. The transcript has 3 exons. The coding region runs from base 407 to 3385 and encodes 992 amino acids. Lineage: Eukaryota; Metazoa; Chordata; Actinopteri; Siluriformes; Ictaluridae.
GCGGGCGGAGACGUGAGGAGGGAGUGGAGAAGAGGGAGAGGAGAGGACUGGAGCGGAGCGAGCACGCCGUAGUGCUGUUAUUUUUAAUCCGCUUGCUUUCUGUUUGGAUCCGUGUUGAUGCUGCGGUUCCGGGGAAGCCGCUGGCGCUGCCAGGAGAACAGUCCGGACUGAAACAACAAACAUCUCAGCAUCAGGUUUAAUUGUUGGUGUUUUCCGAUGGCGCAGAUAAAGAGGAUGUGGGAAACACCGCCGAGGCGUUCGGGAGCGACUGAACGGUUUUUGUCCCCAGGUGGAGCAAACCUUACAGCUGUGCUUCUGAACGUGUGGAGUGCUGGACAGAGAAGGGUAAACAAAAGGGCCGCCAUGCUGCCGGGGUCAAAUUGUAACGUGAUUUGAAGGCAACGCAAUGGCUGAGAAUGAGACUAAUCUGAGGACGGCCAGGAUAUGGCGAGACGCAGCAUUACGCUCCAGGAAACUGAGGAGCAACCUGCGCCAGCUCACUCUGAGCACCAAUAACAACCAGAAAAUCAUCUUCCCCGACGACAUCAAGGAGAUCGAAGUCCUCAACCUGGGCAAUAAUUCUCUCCAAGAGCUUCCUGAGGGUCUGGGAUCCACUCUGACCAAGCUUCGCAUCCUCAUCCUGCGCAGGAACAAGUUCACCCAUGUGCCCUCUCCAAUAUUCCAGCUGAGUCACUUGACUGAGCUGGAUCUUAGUCACAACUGCCUCAGCCAUCUCUCGGAGGACAUCGAGCAUUUGAAGAGGCUGAAAAAGCUCGGUGUGAGCCACAACAAGAUCCGGUACCUGCCGUCCCAAAUAGGGACGUUGCAGGCCCUGGAGGAGGUCGACGUGAGCUUCAACGAGCUCCGUGAUUUCCCCAGGUCCUUCACGCAGCUCAAGAAGCUCAGGACGCUGGACGUUGACCAUAACAAGCUCGAAAACUUCCCACCGGAGCUUCUCGCCCUCAGCGAUCUGGAGGAACUCGAUUGCUCAGGGAAUAAACUAGAGGGCCUGCCAGGCAAUAUCACGAUGCUGCAGACUCUCAAAAUUUUGUGGCUCAGCUCCACGCAUAUCUCAUGUUUACCUGAGACCUUCUGCGAUCUGCAGAACCUGGAAAGCUUGAUGCUCGAUAACAAUUCCCUUGCGGCGCUGCCACGGUCGUUCGGAAAAAUGCAAACGCUGAAAAUGCUCAAUCUGUCGUCCAACUCCUUUGAAGAUUUUCCUCAGGUCAUUCUCACAAUCGCUAGUUUGGAGGAGCUGUAUUUGAGCAGAAAUCGGUUGUCUUUCCUCCCACACGAAGUGGGCCGGCUGUCUAAUCUCGCCAAUUUGUGGUUGGACAACAAUAGAAUAACGUUUCUCCCAGACUCCAUAGUGGAGCUGGAAAAACUGGAGGAGCUGGUUUUACAGGGCAACCAAAUUGCCAUCCUGCCAGACAAUUUCGGAAAGCUCGCCAAAGUUAACAUUUGGAAAGUUAAGGACAAUCCUCUCAUACAACCUCCGUAUGAGGUGUGCAUGAAGGGCAUCCCGUAUAUCGCUGCCUAUCAGAAGGAGCUCGCCCACGCCCAGACUGCUGUGAAACCGAGACUCAAACUUGUUUUGAUGGGCCAGACAAAUGCAGGGAAAACUAAGCUCAGGCAGUGCAUUGUAAGCAAACCGUUAGACGCUAAGACGAUAACCGGUGGUAGAGGGAUCGACGUGACGAACUGGGUAGCGGAUGCUCACCGCAGUCUUACCUUCAUCGUGUAUGAUCUAUCAGGGAAGCAGAAUUACGAACUCAUUAAACCGUUUUUCCUCUCGCCAUGCGCUCUGUACGUAGUGGUAGUGAAUUUAAAGUCGUACACGUGUAAGACUUUCUACUCCAGCGUAGGAUAUUUCCUCCACCUGCUCGGCGCUAAGGUGCCCCAUGCAGUGGUGUGUAUAGUGGGAACACACAUUGACCUCUGUGCUGAGGCAGAAUUGGAGGAAAAGUGCUUGGAUAUCCACAGACAGAUCUCUCUGCAGGAGAAGAGAGACACGGAGAGUCUGCGGACACUUGCUAAGCAGGUGGACGAAGCCUUGGAACAGGAUUAUGACGUCAGGUCGUCAAGCCCACAUGUACUUUUUUACGGAGUCUCGGACAGGAACCUGAGACGUAAAAAAGCCCAGCUGCAGUACAUGCUGAACAACCGACUGCAGAUCCUGUCUCCGGUGUUUUGUGUGAGUUGCGUGGAGAUGCGAAAUAUCCAGCGGUUAAAGGAGAAACUCAUGUCCGUCGCCGAUCACCGCGAUAUCUUUCCUAACCUUCACAGAGUGCUGCCGAAAUCGUGGCAGAUGCUGGAGGAGCUCCAUUUCAAGCCGCAGGACCUGUGGCUGUCGUGGUGGGACUCUGCUCGCCUGGGCCUGCAAGCGGGACUGACGGAAGACCGUCUGCAAAGCGCGCUGUCCUACCUACACGAGAGCGGGAAACUGCUGUACUUCGAGGACAGCAAAACACUAAAAGAAUUCGUCUUCCAUAAUCUGCCCCGGUUCAUCGCCGUCUUGAACGUCUUCUUUCAGAAGGACCGUACUGCCAUGCUGGAAAAAUUAAAUUCCGAGAGAGACACUGACAAGAACGUCGCUCCGUCCCAAAUCCAGCACCACGUGGAAAGUUUUCUGCUGCAUGGUCUGCUGCCUUCCAACGUCAUCCGCCAGCUCCUCAAACCUCUUGUGCAGACACAGCAGGACUUGCACCUUAUCAUGGAGCUGCUUGAAAAGAUGGGGGUUUGCUAUUGCAUCAACAAACCUCGGAGCAGACCGCUAAACGGUGCGCCUGUAGUUUACAAGUUCCCAAGUCUGGUCAGCAGUGAGGAGCCCAGCACUGAACCCUGGCACAACGGUGGCUCAUCAGCUCCUGGUCAGUUCUUCUCGGUGGAACACUUGCAGAUCGAGUAUAGCUUUCCGUUUCUCAUUCCUCCUGGACUUUUUGCACGGUUCAGCGUGCAAAUCAACAGCCACGUGGUGCAACGCACCGACGGAAAGGAUUACAUCUUUGCCUACCGGGGUAAAGUGCCUGUGAUGGUGAACUACCGGCCGUCUCGAAACAGACUGCACCCGGAGACUCUUGCCAUUUCUAGUCAUGCAUCUUUGCCAAAUAUCUGGACAGCUUGGCAGGCAAUUACCCCACUUGUAGAGGAGCUGAAUGUUCUUCUGCAGGAAUGGCCUGGUCUCCAUUAUUCUGUACAUAUCCUGUGUUCCAAGUGCCUGAAGCGAGGGUCACCCAACCCACAUUCCUUUCCAGGUGAGUUGCUGAGCCAGCCUCGACCCGAGGGCUUGACCGAGAUCAUUUGUCCUAAGAACGGCUCGGAGCGCGUCAACGUGGCCCUCGUGUACCCUCCCUCUCCCACUCUGAUCAGUCCCAGUCCCAAAUGACACAAACCUCCCUUCCAGCACAGCACAGUGACUGUAAACGCCCUCACACACCCUGCUGCACCUCUGUCUUCCCUUUAACACACACACACACAGAACACUAGAUGGAGCUACAUCUGUGUGUGUGUGUGUGUGUGUGUGUGUCCUGUGUCCUCUCUCCACUUCAUGUGUGCCCAGAAGGCAGCGGUUUGAUCGGAUGAGCCAGUGUGGAUACACACUCUCCGCCAUGUGUACACAUGAAGACAUGAAGAAUCCCACACACUGCAGUCGAUGAGCUCGUGCUGCUGGUUGUCAAAUAAAGAACAGUGUUAGAAACUAUGGAGCUGAGGUCUCAGGUCCCAGGAUGGGACGUCUCUACGAGAAGCUUAUCGUUUAAUCCGCUCGCUUUGCUAAACGGGGAGGAAUCCGAAGGAAAACACGAGGACAGGCUCUGUGCGGAUGUCGUAUACUGGAUGCAGGAAGAAGGUUAUGCGCCUCGGAUGCCGAACGUUGAAAGAAGAGGUCACGGUGUUAUUAAAACGUGGACUGAGUCGAUGGAGGAUUGGGAUAAUCUGUUGUGCAAAUAAAUAAAUAAAUAAAUAAUCAUUGGUCCUGUAGAAAAAGUGGCUGCUGGUAGUGGAGUAGCUCGUGAGAGUUCUUUCACUGCAUGCUAAUGUAGGACGUUUUCAGAUGAAUGAAAUCAGUUUAACAUAUCUGCGUAUCUUUCUUCUGUUCUGAUAUCCAGGUUCAACUGAAACCAGGACCAAAGCAGGACACUAUACCGAACUCCACAGGCUCGGAGUAGAUUUAUUUCUGUAAUGUGAUCGAGUGUACAUUCUCUUCACAAGUGCACUAGGCUUUACAUUUAGACACCGAAACAACUGCCUGAUAAAAUCUACAGACAGCAGAUUCUCUGUAGUACGUUUGUGGCUUUAAAUGUUUACACAGGUCGCUCGCUCGCCAUCACUGACACUGAACAUGAUUUUGGACAGUACCGUAUUUUCUGGAAUAUAAGUUGCUCCAUACUCAAAUUCUGUCUGCUUAGUGUGUGUGUGUGUGGGGGGGGGGGGGGGUUAAUAUACGGCACUGUGCAAAAGUCUCAGGCACUGUAGAGUUCGUUUAGCAUUUACAAAAAAUAUUAGACGUUUAUGUCCUCUGCAUGAAUGUCAGAAGAACAUUUCUGGUUUACGAAAUUCUUUUCGUCACCAUGUUAAAUAAAGCACUUUUCAGAUUAAAUUGAGUGAUAUUGUACGUGUAUAUGCAUCUAUCCAUCCGUUUUCUGUACGGCUUUUCCGACACAGGGUCACAGCGGGCAUGGAGCCUAUCCCUAGGAACUAUGGGGACUCCCUGGACGGAGUGCCAGUCUAUCAUAGGGCACAAUCGCACACACUCACAUGCGCAUUCAGACACUAGAGACAGUUUAGAGAAGCCUACAGUGCAUGUCUUUUUAGACUGGGGAAGGAAACCGGAGUACCCGGAGAAACCCCUGAAGCACGGGAAGAACAUGCAAACUCCAUGCGCACAGGGAGGAGGUGGGACUCGAACCCCCAACCCUGGAAGUGCGAGGCAAACGUGCUCUUUUCUGUACUGUUUUACGACACUUUGUUAUCAUUUUUUUUUUUUUCUCUAUUUAGAAACUUCACAUCGUAAUUUAAAUCGGUUCUCUACACGUGCCUAAGAUUUUUCCACCCUUACUUUGCUGUGAUGUUCAAGUGUCCUUCAUGUACCGGGCAUUUUAUUAGACUUAAUAUUGUGUAGAUGUCGUGUUCAGUUCAACACACGUGCCUAAAAGUGCUUAGCUCUUGGAGAAUUCGGGAAAUCGCUUUGUUCUAGAAGUCCCAGCACGUGAUAUAAGAAGGGGGGAAUAAAAAGCAUCAUAUAGGUCAGAAAAUACGGUAAGAUAAAAUUAUUAUUAUUAUUAUUAUUAUU